Messenger RNA from Molossus molossus (Pallas's mastiff bat), 603 nucleotides. It is a transcript of the gene LHFPL7, whose product is annotated as transmembrane protein 211. Gene Ontology annotation, cellular component: membrane. Bases 1 to 603 code for a protein of 200 amino acids. The transcript is spliced from 3 exons. Lineage: Eukaryota; Metazoa; Chordata; Mammalia; Chiroptera; Molossidae. The record is from RefSeq and is a predicted model, not a curated record.
AUGGUGGGCAGCGUGUGGGCAGCUCUGUUCCUCUCCCUGACCUGCCUCUCGGCCUUCAGCCUCCUCUCCCCGGCCUGGUUCCAGACCCCCACCUUCUCCUUCGGUGUCCUGUCCUAUUGCUCCUGGCCUCAAGGUGACAGCUGGAACCAGAGCUGUGGGAUCUUCAGGUCCCUGGAUGAUAUUCCUGACUCUGCCUGGAAGGUCUCCGCUGCACUUCUCCUUGGAGGCUGGCUCCUGUUGGCCGUUAAUGCUCUUCUCCUCCUGGCCUGGGUCCUGGCCCCCAAACAGCUGUGCCCAAGGAGGGGCAGUGGCAAAAUGCCGGGGGUGCAGGCAGCUGCAGUCAUCACCACCGCUGCGGGCCUGCUGGUCUUCCCGGCCGGCCUGGCCUCCCCAUUCGCCAAGGAGGCCUGCGGGGCCCCCUCUGUGUACCGCAGCGGACAGUGCCAGCUAGGCUGGGGCUACGUGACCGCCAUCCUCACCACAGGCCUGGCCAGCCUGCUGCUGGUGAUCAGAGGGCCCCACACGACCAAAGCCCCGGGGAGGACCGUCCGCUUCUCCAGCGACACUGAGAAAAUCAUCCUUAUGCCAGAAAUGGGCAAAUAA